CCAUGAAAACACCAAAUGGCGGAUGACGCCGGUGCUGCGGGAGGGCCCGGAGGCCCGGGGCCCCGGCAUGGGAAGUCGCGGCGGUUUCCGCGGAGGUUUUGGCAGCGGCCUGCGGGGGCGUGGCCGCGGCCGUGGUCACGGGCGUGGCCGUGGGGCCCGUGGAGGAAAGGCCGAGGACAAGGAGUGGAUCCCAGUCACCAAGCUGGGCCGCCUAGUCAAGGACAUGAAGAUCAAGUCGCUGGAGGAGAUAUAUCUCUUCUCGCUGCCCAUCAAGGAGUCAGAGAUCAUCGACUUCUUCCUGGGCCCGGCACUCAAAGACGAGGUGUUGAAGAUCAUGCCGGUGCAGAAGCAGAUGCCUGCUGGCCAGUGCACUCGCUUUAAGGCCUUCGUCACCAUCGGGGACUAUAACGGACACGUGGGUCUGGGGGUGAAGUGCUCCAAGGAGGUGGCCACUGCCAUUCGGGGGGCCAUCAUCCUGGCCAAGCUCUCCAUCGUGCCCGUGCGGCGAGGCUACUGGGGGAACAAGAUUGGCAAACCCCACACCGUCCCUUGCAAGGUGACAGGCCGCUGUGGAUCAGUGCUGAUGCGCCUCAUCCCUGCGCCCAGGGGCACUGGCAUCGUGUCCGCACCAGUGCCCAAGAAGUUGCUGAUGAUGGCUGGGAUUGACGACUGCUACACCUCAGCCAGGGGCUGCACUACCACCCUGGGCAACUUUGCCAAGGCCACGUUUGAUGCCAUCUCCAAGACCUACAGCUAUCUGACUCCAGACCUCUGGAAGGAAACCGUAUUCACCAAGUCCCCUUAUCAGGAGGAGCAAGUCCACAUAAUUGUAAGCUUCACCUAUUUCAUGUAA
Molecule: messenger RNA, 853 nt
Organism: Sorex fumeus (smoky shrew)
Lineage: Eukaryota; Metazoa; Chordata; Mammalia; Eulipotyphla; Soricidae
Product: 40S ribosomal protein S2-like
Exons: 3
Coding region: 23-853 (276 amino acids)
Biological process (GO): translation
Cellular component (GO): cytosolic small ribosomal subunit; ribosome
Molecular function (GO): structural constituent of ribosome; RNA binding
Source: RefSeq, a predicted model, not a curated record